CGGAUGAGCCAAAGUGCGAGACUGUUGUGAGAGAGAUAACGCAGACAGAUCGCUUGAAUAAGAAGUUACUCGUGUCGGUUUUAGAGCGAAUGAAGAAAUCAGACGGGCAAUUCGAUAAAUUCAUGGAGGACGACAAAGGAAAUUGCGAAUCACACGAUAACGAAUUCUAAAACGACCGUCAUCUACAAGACCCUAUAUAUGUGACUAUAUUCAUAUUUAAUCAAAAAGUAUAUACUAUUAUGGCCAAUACUUUUGAUUACGAAGGAGACGAAAAUAUUAUUGCUCAUUAUGAAGACCAAGAAUCUGAUGGUGAACAAGGUAGCCUGAAUGAAGCAGAAGCAACUUCUGACAAUGAUAAAGAUAACGAAACGGGAACUAAGCGAAAGAUUGAUCCAUCAACAUCUAAAGCACAUGUAAUAAGAAAUCCAGUACCUAAACUUAAUACAGAAAGAUUGAAAGGUCCCAAUGGUAUCCAGACUAUUGAAAAAUAUUUUGAAGGUUUCAAAUUUUAUGGUAAAGGAUAUGAAAAAGUAGACCUUAAUAGAAUUAUGAAAAGAUUAGAACAUUGGUCGCAUCGGUUAUUUCCAAAAUAUCACUUUGAUGAUUUUCUUGCAAGAGCUGAACAACUUGGAUCAAAGAAAGAUCUUCAGGUGUACAUGAAAAAAUAUCGACUGGAUAUGAUUAUUUCAGAUGAUGGUUUGAUCAUCAAUAAUAAUGAAGAUAAUGAAGAAGAUCAACAAGAAAGUGUACCUCUUGAUGAUUUUGAUUUAUUAAUAACAGAACAGAUUCAGAAACAAAAGCAAGCUAAAACACAAGUUUCCACAUUAGCUGCAACUUCAGCUUCAGAAGAUGCAUUUGAUGAGCUUUUAAUGCAGCCCAAUAACAUAUCAAACUCACAAGUACAAACCAUGAGCACUACUGGGAAUGAAUUAAGUGAUGACAUAAAAGAAAAAAUCGAACGGAAUAAACAGUUGGCUAUUCAAAGAAGACUUCAAAGACAAAAUGAACAAGAGGAAAUUAAGAGAAAAAAAUUGGCUACAAACGAAUUUGAAAGUAUGAAUUUAGAAAAUCCAAGUGAAAAUAGCAAUCUUAUAGUUAACGAUGAAGUAGAUACAUCUCAGCUAGAUAAUAUAUCGUCUCAAACCAAUGAAAAUAUAAAUAAAAUAACUUGUACUGACAAGUCAGAAAUGAAUAUCAAAUGAAAAUUCUCAGCAACAGACUAUUCAAUUAAAAUAAAAUAUAUAGUAAUAUAAAAUUUUUAUUGUCAAUAAGAUAUUGCUAACAAGCAUUCAUUAAUAUGAAUAUAUUAUAAGAAACUGCUGAUGUGAAUUUAUUAUAAGAAUAAGCUAAGAUAUAGUUAGAAAUAUAUGUUGCGAUUGAUUUUAAAUGCUUAUUAAAUACAAAUUUAACGUUUA
Molecule: messenger RNA, 1415 nt
Organism: Harpegnathos saltator (Jerdon's jumping ant)
Lineage: Eukaryota; Metazoa; Arthropoda; Insecta; Hymenoptera; Formicidae
Product: protein TIPIN homolog
Exons: 2
Coding region: 240-1202 (320 amino acids)
Biological process (GO): replication fork processing; replication fork arrest; DNA damage response
Cellular component (GO): nucleus; replication fork protection complex
Molecular function (GO): DNA binding
Source: RefSeq, a predicted model, not a curated record